Messenger RNA from Frieseomelitta varia, 743 nucleotides. It is a transcript of the gene Bin1, whose product is annotated as histone deacetylase complex subunit SAP18. Lineage: Eukaryota; Metazoa; Arthropoda; Insecta; Hymenoptera; Apidae. Gene Ontology annotation, molecular function: transcription corepressor activity; transcription factor binding. The record is from RefSeq and is a predicted model, not a curated record. Gene Ontology annotation, biological process: negative regulation of DNA-templated transcription. The transcript is spliced from 4 exons. Gene Ontology annotation, cellular component: nucleus. Bases 176 to 637 code for a protein of 153 amino acids.
UAUCGAUAUUGGAAAGCUCAUUUCACGUGAUAACAUAACCUAAGGCGUGUACAUUAUAAACAACAGUAUAUUUGAAACAUUUGUAUACAUCAAGAAAGAGUAGUGAAUUUCGCUCUCGUAACAUAAUUAUUAUCAAUUGUAUUUCAGUGCUGAAACUUUUAUUAUAAUUACAAAUAUGACAUCGGCAAUAGAAUCUAUGGUGGUAGAUGAAAAGCAAUUGCCAGAAAAGCCCAUAGACAGAGAAAAAACAUGUCCACUUUUACUCCGAGUAUUUUGCAAUACAGGAAGGCAUCACAAUAUAAUGGAAUAUAGUAGAGGAAAUGUUCCUUCAAAUGAGUUACAAAUAUAUACAUGGAUGGAUGCAACUUUAAGAGAAAUUACAGGAUUAGUAAAAGAAGUAAAUCCAGACGCUAGAAGCAAAGGAACAUACUUUGAUUUUUCACUAGUAACACCAGAAUUAAGAAAUUCUGGAUAUCGUAUGAGAGAAAUUGGUGUUACUUGUUCUGGGCAAAAGGGUGCAGAUGAUAACAAGACACUUGCCCAAGCAAGAUUUACAAUUGGUGAUUAUUUAGAUAUAUCAAUAACACCACCAAAUCGACAACCAGCAAUCAGACGUGGUGCACUACGUCAAUAUUGACUUAGACAAUUGACAGUUGACUAAGACAAAAAUCUUAUCUUUUGUAAGUUAUAUUAAUGAUGUAUUUUGUAUUAUUAAUGAACAAUAUAUGAUAUCGAUAUUAUUA